AUGAUGGUCCAAGUAAUUUCGCCAACCCCAACUGUCAACUGCAGCUACCAUUUUUAUUCCGGUUUGGCACUUGGCGACAGUCGGAAUGAGACGCAACCCCUCGCCACUUUCAGCGGCUCCAACGAGUUCACGCCAAUACUUUUAUCUUCGGGCACUUUCACUAUUGAGGUUCCGGCGGGUUGCGCGCCAAAAAUAAAGCUGAGCAGAAAGCCAACGGCCAGUGGUCAAAAUUUGGUCGAAAGUAUAGAUUGCAAUGGAUUGGUAUUGGCACUAGGUCCGGGAUAUCAACAACAAGUCGUUACGCUGGCUAAUGCGCAUGCGAGCUCUUACGUUUGGAACUGUGCUCCAAACGCUGACGUGAUCUUCGAAUUUGUCGACAUCAAGAACGGAAAAUUGACUGCCGAGUUUCUCGACGAAAACGGAAAGGUGUUGGAGAAAGAUUCCUACAGCAAAGACGGAUCGGAAAGUGGGAAUUCUCGGGUGGUCAAGAACGUUACGCGAAUCACGCUUGGCUACAGCGAUGACGACUGGGAAGAUUCCGGUGCUCAACCGCUCGGCAACGAUGCACAAGAUGCCGUCCUAAAUUUUGUGUGGAAAUACUGGGAUUUUAUUGUUGAUAAGGUUUGCUACGAUUGCGCCGAUGUGUUAAUCCGGCUUAUCGAGCUUCAUCUCUCGACUUGUGGGGCCUGUAGCGCUGUCGAAAAGUGCAAAUGGGUCCGCGGGAUGUUCAACGAGCUCUUUUCAAGCCCGGUGUCUUGCAAGGCGCGCUACAAAGCCAUAGUUGCUUUAUAUGCCUUACUGCCCAACGAAGUAGCCCAACGAUUCAACCAGCCCUUUAUGGAUGUGUUGUACGCGAAAAUGGGCAGCUUCACCCUUUCCGUCGUGCUCAGCGAGUUGAUAUGCGCGGAUUUGGAGGCGAGGAGAGAUGAGCGAAAUUGGGAUUACCAUGUGAAAUCGAUGAUAAAUUUGCUGUCGGCAGGACCUGGUCAUUGCUCCCCCCUGGAUCGACUGCUGCCCCGUAUUAUGAAAAAUCCGCUUUUACGAAUCGGUUUUGUGGAUAAAUUAAUGGAUGCUGUAAAAGACCAAAUUUCAACAGCGUCUACCUCGGCCACCGCCGAUUUUCUCGUCGGGCGGAUGGCGUUGGCGAAGUUUGUCGUUUUCACGAGAACCACUUGUCAAUGGCGUGAUUUUGUGGUGAGAGAGGAAAUGGCUCGAGCAUUGUUGCAUGUGAAUGUCCAGGUCCGCCUAACCGCCUUGUCGCUUCUGUGCGAGCACCCAAAGCGAACGCUGUUUAUCGAGCUCGAAGAUUGUGAAUUGGCGCUUGCGUAUAUCGAGUCCAACAUGACCGAACAGGAGCCGUCGAAUCGUCAGAAAAUUUUGGCCAGUUUGAAAAAGUUCCUAAUGCGCCUCUGCGACGUUGCCGAUCAAAUUUCGAAGAAACCUGGCGAAACUGGGCCUAUUGUCGGGUAUUCCGAUUUUUUGAGAAGAUUAGCAGCGUUGACAAUCGAGUCAAUUAAGCCAGGUGCCAAUUUCUCGCGGCGAAUCAUGGCGCUGUCGAUCCUUGAUUUAUUGUACAAGGACGAGGUGCUGAAUUUAGAUGGAAAAGAAACACUUCGCUCGCACGCCCAUCUCGAGGAUUUGUUAACGGAAGAUCUACGAGCUUUGCUGAUCGGUUGCUUCGACGAUUCCUUCCAAAUUUGCCAAAAAGAAGCACUCAGGCUGCUUCAGACACUGAAAUUCCCGGAGAAUUUUGACUUCGAUAGCUUCAUCGCGGUCACCGAGUCACAACUGGAUUCGCUACGCUCUCAUGAUUCACUAUCGCUUAGCUACAGGCUACGCUACUACGCGGCAAAACGACCAAACGAUGUGGCCGGGCUGUUGGAAAGGCUGAUCAAAAAGGUUCUCGCAAGCUGUGAAGCCCUCGACAAAGAGAGCUUGAUCGCCAUUUCCUACCGACUGCUCCACCCGACGUUGAGCUCUAUCGCUCUUUUGCUCGAGCCAAAGCCGGCCAUAGCUCCAGAAAUCUGGUCGACUCAAAUAUUGCCAAUGUGCUUCCGGGCAGCUAAUUUAGUGAAUAACACCACCGGUGAAUGCCUUGCGCCCCAAGUCUCCCAGACGCUAGUGGCCUGCUGCUGGCGCGCCCACAAGCAAAUCAGCACGAUUUUGUCGUUGGCGGCUGGACAAUUAGAAGUACGACCGCCAGCCGACGUGCGAGCCGUCUUCGACUUUUAUUGGCUCGAGCUGACGGAAUGCCGACAUUGUGGGGCUUUCGAAAGUGCUGUGGACGGUUUCCAAGUACUCUGCCGUCGACUUUGGGCAGUGCAAAAUCCACAUUUACCAAAUUUGCUUGCCGCAUUGAGCGGAAUUCUGGAAGCGAUCGAUGGGAAAAAUGAUCUCGACAAGCUUUGCUCGACUCGUCGAAGCGCCGGUCUGCCCUAUCUCGUCGCGGCGUUGUGUUCGACGGAUCCGGGAUGUUCGGCUUUAGAUUUGGCGAUGGGAAAAUUGAUGGGAUUUGAGGGACGGGAGUCGACGAGCAGAAUCCACAGCCUCAACGUCCUCCGGUCGCUCUUCAUGCACUCUGAACUUGGCGAACGCGUUUUGAAAUACGCCGAAAAAGCCGUCAAGCUGGGAGUGGAAGGCUGUUCGGCUCCAAAUUGGAGCGAACGAAACGCUUCCGCCCAACUUGUCGCCUCGCUGAGAACGCGUCUUUUUGGAGUCGCCCGAGCGGCCAAAGUCGAGUUACACGUAGAUGAGCGGAACACGCGAUCGGCGUUUGAAUUCUUUUCGAGAUAUCCCUCCCUCUACCCGUUCCUGUUCGACCACCUUUCCAAGCACACCUUCCACGACGAGUUUGGCCUAUUUCCGGUGCUCGUCCUCCUCUCCCACCUCAACCCGAGUACAAACGCGUCGAACCCGUUCCCGCUUCACCCAUUUGUGCCAAAAAUCAUGAAGCUCUUGCUCACGCUGCGUUCCGAGAAGCUACGGAAAUUGGCCGUUGCUGCCUUGGUGGCAAUUUCAACGCGAGAGGACCUCCUCUACUGCCUGGAAAUCUUUAGCGGCCUCGACAUUGCCCGGCUUCCACAUAACGUCCUGGACUCGCUGUUUAAUUUGGACCCGCGGAUGUACUUUCUUUUCAAGGCUCAGAAUCGGGGAAUUUUGGCGAAGGCUGUCGAAAACGGCGCGUAUUUGGAUUACAACGACUACGUGCUGAACCAAUUCUUCCAACUGUGCCUUAUGACGGGCAUGCACGAUCCCAUGCGCAAAUUUAUCGAGAACAAGGAGCUGCUUGAUAAGCUGACACUUGCGUUAAGACCACUGGCCCGCUUCGCCGUCGCCCAACAAUUUCCGCCCAAAAUUCUCAAAGAGCACCCCGCAUUCCGGCGUGAGGUGUAUCGCGAAAUUUUGAAGAAAAACUGUGUCACUUCUGCCGACUGGACGUUGUUUUUGUGCAGUGGG
This is a messenger RNA of Mesorhabditis spiculigera, 3456 nucleotides long. Lineage: Eukaryota; Metazoa; Nematoda; Chromadorea; Rhabditida; Rhabditidae. The record is from the annotation of a GenBank genome assembly.